Molecule: messenger RNA, 2545 nt
Organism: Sinocyclocheilus anshuiensis
Lineage: Eukaryota; Metazoa; Chordata; Actinopteri; Cypriniformes; Cyprinidae
Product: cyclin-T2-like
Exons: 10
Coding region: 60-1748 (562 amino acids)
Biological process (GO): regulation of transcription by RNA polymerase II
Molecular function (GO): cyclin-dependent protein serine/threonine kinase regulator activity
Source: RefSeq, a predicted model, not a curated record
CUGCCGCCCUCGGUGACGGCACGGGGAUGUAGCGCGCGGUGCGGGCGGAAGCGGGCGGGAUGAUGGCGGCGGAUCAGCGGGGCUCCAGCAAAUGGCUCUUCACCCGAGAACAGCUCGAAAACACGCCGUCCCGCCGCUGCGGAGUCGAGCCCGACCGCGAGCUUUCGUACCGACAGCAAGCCGCCAACCUAAUCCAGGACAUGGGCCAGAGAUUAAACGUAUCCCAGCUCACGAUUAACACAGCAAUCGUCUAUAUGCACCGGUUUUACAUGCUUAAUUCCUUUACAAAGUUCCAUAGAAAUAUCAUUUAUCCCACCACACUAUUUCUGGCUGCUAAAGUGGAGGAGCAACCAAGGAAACUUGAACACGUUAUUAAAGUAGCACAUGCUUGCCUGAACCCUCACGACCCACCGCUGGACACCAAGAGCAAUGCGUACCUCCAGCAGGCUCAAGAGCUGGUGCUGCUGGAGGCUAUAGUGCUGCAGACACUCGGGUUUGAGAUAACAAUAGAUCAUCCACACACAGAUGUGGUGAGAUGUUCCCAGCUAGUGCGAGCGAGCAAGGACUUGGCCCAGACCUCCUAUUUCAUGGCUACCAACAGUCUGCACCUGACUACCUUCUGCCUGCAGCACAAACCCACAGUGGUGGCAUGUGUCUGUAUUCACCUGGCCUGCAAGUGGUCCAAUUGGGAGAUUCCUGUCUCUUCAAAUGGGAAACACUGGUGGGAAUAUGUAGACCGAGCUGUGACUCUGCAGCUGCUUGAUGACCUGACUCACGAGUUUCUCCAGAUCUUGGAAAAAACACCAAGCAGAUUAAAAAGAAUCAGAAACUGGCGGGCCAAUCAAGCUGCCAAGAAACCAAAACUCGACAACCAAUCUUUAGACGGUUCCUUCCAGACAACUCUGAGCCAGGACAGUUCAUUGAUGGGGAGCAUGUGUGACAUCAGAGGGGACAUGUAUUCUGAACCAUCCACCUCUUUCCCAUUGGAUGGGGCAUCGAUGUCACUCAACGGCCUGUCGGACCUGCAGAGUUCUGCUUUCAGCUUUCCUGCACCAAUUUCCCAGAGCACAGACGUAUUUCUCGCGCUCCAGGGGGCGCAGGCGAGCAAAAACGGACAUGCCUCAGCAACUCUCGCCUCUCAGAAACUCACUCUAGAGAAAUACCGUGAAAAACACGCGGCCGAAUUAGAGCAAAGACGCAGACACGAAGAGGAGGAAAGCGACCAGCAUCGAAAACACGGACAUUUAUCGUCCGAACCGUCUUCGUCAAUCAGGGUAAAGUAUUCCCAACAGCAGGUACAGGAACGAUCGUUAAAGAGCGGGUCACUAAAACGGCGCCACCCUUCCUCAUUGGAAAACGGUUCUGCUAGUCAAGAAGAGCUGAAAAUGAAGAUCAAGGUUUUGUCUGAAAGUAGCAGCAGCGGUAAGAGCCGUCAUAGUCCUCGCUCGAGCCGUGAGAAACAUCGUGAACAUUCAUCGCACAAAAUGGCGAGACACGACUCGUCACACUCGCACAGUAGCCACCACCAUUCAUCCAAAUCUCACCGAUCUUCCAAGAGCCACUCCUCCUCUGCCUCCGUAUCUAUCAAUCAACCUAUAGGCCACGCCCAGUUGGCAAAGAUUGACAGGAGGCUGGGGGAGGGGCAGAGUUCUGAGCCCAAUGCUGCUUUAAUAAAUAACGGUCCACACAUGGAUUAUGAAGACACUUUUAAUAUGCUUGAUUCCCUAUUAAAUGCACACAACUUCUAAACUAGCGGAAAAACACGUUUUUACGUAAAACCUAAAAAAAAACGUACGAUUUUUGUUCUUGAGCUAAUUUUAUGCAAGAAUCACUCAUCCGUUACAUGUCAUAGUGUCUCUUUGAUUUAAUCAUGUUUUAUCACUGAAUUUAAAGAAAAAACUACAAAGUGAAGGUUUGUAAUGGUGUUUUAGUGUAAACAACAUUUGCAAAUUUACGAUUUUAAAACCUUGUUGAGUCGUACAGCUUGCUAAAGAGAUUGCGAAAUGCCUCUGGCAAUUUUAACCAGUUUUAGUUGGAAAAACGCAAUGUGAUAAAAAAGUGAAUAUUUGUAUGUUCUUCAUGCUUGAUUCACUGUUUUUUUGUUUUUCGUUUAUCAAAGGGAUGAAAAUAGAAAUGUGUGACUGUUUACAAAAUGAAGGUGCAGAUAUGUUCACUCUUAUUUGUAUCGAUAUAUCUGUCUAAUUAUAUUUCACGAAUGCUCAGGUUUGGCGUUUCCUAAAGUCGAAAAAUGUCAGCCGAAACGUAACUUCGCAAAAUUCUAGCUGAAAUUUCACAAAAAUGCCUGUACACAGAUUCCAUUAUAUCGCUUUCCAUAUAUUGUAAAUUUUAAUGUACUGUAAAGUUAUCUUUUAUGUUGUUACCCUCUUUUAGAAAACUGAACCGAUGACGACAUCAUGCCCAGGGUCCUUUGCGUAGUAACUGUUGUCUUACGAUUUUGAAGACCUUAUGCUUGUAAAUUUUUUUUUUUUGACUCUUUACAGUAGUGGAAAGCAAAAUGGCUUUUCGGCAAGAAGAAAGUGGGUAU